ACAAUAAAAAUAAUGAUCCCUAAAAAAAUGCAAUCAUGGCUUAUCAGCCACAUCGAAGACUAAUUGAGGCAGAUAUAAGCAGUCGGAAAUUUUAAACGCUUUUAGUCUAUAUCAAAAUAGAUGAAUCAGCCUAAUUUCUUAACUUCAGGGCUUAAUUUAAUUAGGCCACAAACAUUUUUAUGAUUUAUAGAUUUGCUUUGGUAAAACAUAAAAAUGGAUAUACCUGUUGAUGAAAAACCAGCAAUAGAAAGGAACACUUUUGAAAUAGUUACAGAAUUUUUAUCUACAUAUGGAUGGACAUGCCUGUUCAUUGUUGUUGUUUUAAAUUUAAUUUGGAGUCACUUUUAUCCUAAAUACAAAAAAUGGCAGGAAAGACAGGAAGAUCAAAGAAAAGAAGCAGAAUACAAAAAAGAUCCAACCCGGUUGAUUGAAAGAGAGGAAGCUAUGCAACUUGCUAGACGGAAACUCCAGGAAAAGCAUGACCAACUUGCUCAGGAGCAUGCAGAAAAAAUGCGACUGAAAGAGGAGCAAAAAAAGAAAGAAAGAAUUGAAGCAAUGGAGAAUCUUAUGAAAGGAAAGUCUACAAAACCAAAACCCAAAGAUGAAUCUCAAAGUUUGAGACCAGAGUAUAAUCCAUUGAUGGGAGGAAGUAGUAGCAGUUCUUGCUUCAGACCUACGCGUCGAGGUACCAGCGGGGGAGGAUGAGGUUAAAUUUAACAUGUAGACUGAUUAUCAUUCCACCAAAAUAAGUUUGGUAAUGUUUGCAAAGAAAUGCUUCCAAAGAAAUAAUAUUAGUAUAUCAACAGUUUCUUUUUUUCAACCAUUUAAGCUUUUUAAUUUUUGGAAAAAAAAUGGCUAUGUAUUUUUAAAAAGUGGCCACUGUUAAAAAUGCAACAGCACUGGCCAGUAGUAAAAUUUUUUAAUUUAGCCAGAUGUCCCUUAGUUGUUAUUUGUGGGCUGGUAUGUGAGAAGUUGAAGGAGAUUUAACUAGAUAAAAGCACUAUACACAGAAACAUCUUAUUGCCUCUAUGAAAAUCCUUGUGUUUUGCACUAAAUGCUUUUCUGAAUAUGUAGCUUAUUAUUUAAUUGCCCUUCAAUUAUAUCCUUUAUAAUUGUUAAUUAUGUUUUUCCACACUAGGUUAAAUGAUCAAAUAUUCCUAUCUGAAUUGUGUGGAAUGAAACCUAGCUACAUGUUAUUCAACCACUCUGAGCUGCAGAAUUUCUUUUGUUACUUAUUGUGGUGUUUUGGGGCAAUAUUAUGGUUCAUUUGUUUAUUUCUCCUACUAUUGUAACAAGAAGUAUUAUGAUGCUACUUAUCAAAAUGGGCGUAACCAAGAUUUGUAGUUGAUGAAUCUGUGGCUUAGAUGACAUUGUAUAUUCUUAAUAUUGUAAAAUAACUAUUUUUGAGUAUGUAUGUGUUUUGUUUAGUUAAUGGAUUUUCAAGCUAUUUUGUUACUAACUUUUAAAAUUUGUAGAAAAAUGUUUUUUUUUGUUUUGUUAAUAAAUUAAGUGUAAGAACAGGA
Parasteatoda tepidariorum (common house spider) is the source of this 1523-nucleotide messenger RNA. NCBI's taxonomy places the organism in Eukaryota, Metazoa, Arthropoda, Arachnida, Araneae, Theridiidae. The record is from RefSeq and is a predicted model, not a curated record.